Molecule: messenger RNA, 2480 nt
Organism: Mauremys mutica (yellowpond turtle)
Lineage: Eukaryota; Metazoa; Chordata; Testudines; Geoemydidae
Product: zinc finger protein 585B-like
Exons: 3
Coding region: 18-1937 (639 amino acids)
Biological process (GO): regulation of DNA-templated transcription
Source: RefSeq, a predicted model, not a curated record
CCCUCUACAGGGACGUCAUGCAGGAGAACUAUGAGAUGGUGACCUCACUGGGAUUCCCCAUUCCCAAACCUGAGCUGAUCGCCCGGCUGGAACGAGGGGAAGAGCCAUGGGUGCCGGAUCUCCAGGCCUGCGAGGAAAGAAGGCUUCCGAGAUGCCCCCAUACAGCAGGCGCUGAGCGAGGGAGUGAGAAUGAGGAGGGGAAUCAUCAUGAGGAAGUUCCCGGGCAAGUGGAACCACAGGGCACCUUUGUGGAAAGAGCUGAAGGGAAUUUUCCCCAGUGCUUGGAGCAGGGAGAAUCCUGGGGAAAUUGGCACAGGUCAGAGAGGCUUCUGGGAAACUAUCCAGGGAAGAAAGUGGAUGAAUCUAGUAAUGCUGGGGGAGGAGAGGAGGAUCCCAGAGCGCAGCAGACAAAUCCCAAGGAAGAAACACCCUGGCAGUACCUUCAGUGUGGGAAAGGGUUCACUGUGAGAUCACAGCUUGUGACACAUCCGACAAUCCUUACUGGAGAGAAACCCCUUCAAUGCUUGGACCGUGGGGAAAGCUUCAAUAAGCUCUCCGAUGUUAAUAACCACGGGAGAAGCCACAGUGGAGAAAAACGCUCUCAAUCCCUCGAAUGCGGGAAAUGUUUCAUUUCAAAGACACAAAUAAUUAGACAUCAAUUAAGCCACACAGGGGAGAGACCCCACAAGUGCUUGGAUUGUGGAAAAAGUUUCAUAACGAGGUCACACCUUGUUGAACAUCAGGCAAUCCACACAGGAGAGAGACCCCACAAGUGCUUGGACUGUGGAAAAAGUUUCAUAAGAAGGUCACACCUUGUUCAGCAUCAGGCAAUCCACACAGGGGAGAGACCCCACAAGUGCUUGGAGUGUGGGAAAAGUUUCAGAAGAAAGUCAAACCUUGUUAAACAUCAGGCAGUCCACACAGGAGAGAGACCCCACAAGUGCUUGGAGUGUGGGAAAAGUUUUAUACAGAUGUCACACCUUGUUAAACAUCAAGCACUCCACACAGGAAAGAGACCCCACAAGUGCUUGGAGUGUGGGAAACGUUUUAUAGAGAGAUCAAACCUUGUUAAACAUCAAGCACUCCACACAGGAGAGAGACUCCACAAGUGCGUGGAGUGUGGGAAAAGUUUCAUAGAGAGGUCAAAACUUGUUAGACAUCAGGCAAUCCACACAGGAGAGAGACCCCACAAGUGUUUGGAUUGUGGGAAAAGUUUCAUAACAAGGUCAUACCUUGUUCAACAUCAGGCAGUCCAUACAGAAGAGAGACCCCACAAGUGCUUGGAGUGUGGGAAAAGUUUCAUAAGAAAGUCAUACCUUGUUAAACAUCAGGCAAUCCACACAGGAGAGAGACCCCACAAGUGCUUGGAGUGUGGGAAAAGUUUCAUAGAUAGGUCAAACCUUGUUAACCAUCAGGCAAUCCACACAGAAGAGAGACCCCACAAGUGCUUGGAGUGUGGGAAAAGUUUCAUACGAAAGUCAAACCUUGUUGGACAUCAGGCAGUCCACACAGGAGAGAGACCCUACAAGUGCUUGGAGUGUGGGAAAAGUUUCAGGAGAAAGUCACACCUUGUUCAACGUCAGGCAAUCCACACAGGAGAGAGACCCCACAAGUGCUUGGACUGUGGGAAGAGUUUCAUAGAGAGGUCAAACCUUGUUAAACGUCAGGCAAUCCACACAAAAAAGAGACUCCACAAGUGCUUGGACUGUGGGAAAUGUUUCAUAAGAAAGUCACACCUUGUUGAACAUCAGCCAAUCCACACAGGAGAGAGACCCCACAAGUGCUUGGAUUGUGGAAAAAGUUUCAUAAGAAAGUCACACCUUGUUAAACAUCAGGCAGUCCACACAGGAGAGAUCCGACAGGUGCUUGGACUGUGGGAAAAGUUUCAAACGGAAGUCAGACCUCAUUAUACAUGGAGGAAUCCACACGAGAUGUAAACUUCUGUGACAAAUGGCAAGAAAGGGUUAAGCAACUUGCAUGUAAUUGACUCAGAUUCAACUUUUAUAGGGAGGUUUUAAAAGUUUGUCCACCUUAGCUAAUCUAGAGUUUGAAAUGUAAAUGUGCAUUUUUAAAGACUUGGAAGAAGAGGGUAAGUCAUGUCUGAGUAACCUAAUUGCCUUCUUUCAGGAGAUAACUGGCUCUGUGGAUGAGGGGAGAUCAGUGGAGAUGUUAUUCCUUGACUUUAGGAAAGCUUUUGGUAUGAUCUUCCACAGUAUUCUUGCCAGCAAGUUGAAGAAGUAUGGGCUGGAUGAAUGGACCAUUAAGUGGAUAGAAAGCUGUCUAGAUCAUCGGGCUCGGUGGGUAGUGAUCAAUGGCUCCAUGUCUAGUUGGCAACCGGUAUGAAGCAGAGUGCCCAAGUGUUGGUCCUGGGGCCGGUUUUGUUCAAUAUCUUUAUUAUUGAUCUGGAGGAUGGUGUGGACUGCACUCUCAGGAAGUUUGCAGAUGACACUAAACUGGGAGGAGUGGUAGUUACGCUGGAA